Drosophila guanche is the source of this 976-nucleotide messenger RNA. RefSeq lists its product as uncharacterized. The coding region runs from base 103 to 801 and encodes 232 amino acids. NCBI's taxonomy places the organism in Eukaryota, Metazoa, Arthropoda, Insecta, Diptera, Drosophilidae. The record is from RefSeq and is a predicted model, not a curated record. The transcript has a single exon.
UCUCUUCCCCCUCGUCUGCGUCUGGCCAACAAUUGAAUUCCCGAGAUUGAGCUGGCACAGAACCAGACCGAAGUCGCAAAGGUAACCGAAAACCGCAUUGAAAUGGCCGAAAAUUGCCCCAAGUGCAAGAAAUCAAUCAACGGGAAGGAGGCCGGGUUCAUCAUCUGCAACUCGGAUGACUGCCGCAAAAAGUUCCAUCGCACGUGCGUGAAUAUCGACGAUGCCGUUUACGAUGUCAUACAGAAGAACCCGAUGGUUUCGUUCAACUGCGACGAGUGCAAAAAUCAAUCGCCACGGGCGCUCUCGUCGAAGCUGCACACCAUCGAGGAGAAGGUGAACAAGGUGUGCAAUGGCAUCAACCAGAUCCAGGGCAGGAUGUACCAGCAGUACUUCCAGUUCGGCAACCAGCCACCCAUGCAGCAGGCCAGCGCCCUGGACACCACCAAGAAGCAUCCGCAGCAGAACAACCUCAUUGUCGUCGGCAACAAUUGCAACUCGGAUCGAUUGCAGGUCGUCUGCGACUACGGCCGCUGGGUGCAGGUGGGAAAGUUCGCGACGAACACCGGCGAGGAGGAUGUCAUCGACCACCUGGCCGAGGAGCUGAAGAUUAACAAGAAUCUGGUCAAGUGCACCAAGCUGGUGAAGAACGAUGCCAAUCUUUCGCAGCUGUCCUACUGCAAGUUCAAGAUCUCCAUUCCGGACUAUCGCUUCAACGAGCUCUUCAACGAGGCGAUCUGGCCCAGCGGUGUUAUGGUCAGUCCCUUCACUCCACGCUCCCAGCUGAAUCAGAAUCGUCUAUAGAGGGAGGGGUACGGCGGCCGGGAGAGUGGUGGUGACACUAGGGUUAGGGUGAAGCCACCGCCGCCGCCGUGUGAGAAGUGAGAGAGAGAGCGCGAGCGCGAGCGAGCGAGAGUCGGCGCAUGGAACUGCAUUGAGGCGGCGUGAAAUCCCGCAAGGGUUGAUUUCCGGUCAGCGA